GUCUCUGAGAGAGCAAGAGGGUUUCUUUCUCUUUUGCUUCUGGAGUCUCCGAGUCAGAAAGAGGAUUUGUUACUCAACUUAAGCCUCUUGAUCUGUUAUAGAGUAGAGUCGUUGUGAGCCGUUAAUUCACGAUUUCGUCUGUAUUCGUAUUGACUUGUUUGGGCGGAGGAAAUGAAAAACUCUUUCUCCAGCCUUCUUCCUUUAUUCAAUCAAUGGUCACCAACCUGAAUCUCUCGUCUCACCAAAGUCAGUAUGUUGUCUCUUCGAAGCGUAACUAGCUUCGUUGCUCUUCCAUCGCGAUCCAAACCAUCUCCGUCUUUGUCUUUGCGUCGUCCUCGAUCAGUUUGUUGCCGUCUCACCGAGCCUGCAGCAGCUUUUGAUGUAGUAGUAGUCUCUGGAGAAUCAGACGGAGCGAUUGCUAGUAGCUUCACUGAGCUUCAAAACGGUGGCUGUGGCUGGAAGGUGGAACCAGAGCAGCUUCCUCCCACGGGUGAAGGAGGAGUUGAAGAGGAUGAUGAUCCGGAGGAGGAAGAAGAGAAGAUUUCGAGUGUCCAUGUUCCUCGUGAGAAGUACAUCAACGUCUCCAAGUCUGAUCUCGUUAACUCCAUUGUAACGACCUUACUUGAUUCACAAGACGGAGGAGACGCUGAUAUCUUUCUCCUCCUUGCCUCGUGCCUGGACUCUAUCCUUCACGCGGAGCACAAGAGGGUUUUAGAGCAAAUGAGAACCGAUUUCGUUGCCACUCAAUCUCUUGAGAAGGUAAACAUUGGUGGUGACAGCGAAGAAGAAAGCUCUACUUCAGGUGGAGAGAUUUACUCGGACGAGGAAACUAACUCGGAAGCAAAGAAAUCUGAACCUGAGAGUGUUGUUAACGGAUACGAGGGUUUAUCAUUCCCUUUGGCUGAUGGUUUUGACAUUUGGAACUUUUUGAUUUCUACUGGCAAACAAGCUAAGAGACGUUCCGCUGAAAGUGUUAGUGCUGCGACCCGGUUCCAGCGUUCCUUUAUUCAGCUUCUGGACAAUGCCGGUUUUGAAGAACUUUCAGCUAGGGAUCUGGCUUUGACUUCGGCUCUCAAUACGGACUACCUUCUUACUUUGCCUGUUUACGUUGAUUGGAACAAGGCAUCAGAGUCCAAUGCUAUUGUUUUUAGGCGUGGAUAUGCAACUGAGAAGCAGAAGGGUUUGUUGCUUGUGGAGAAGCUAGACUAUAUCCAGUCUAUUGUUCUACGAGGAAUCUUCUCUACUAUUUCAAAACCCCUGAGAAAAGUUGGAAAAAUUAUAAACAAGGCAUUAAGUGAGGCUUCUCAAACUCAAGAAAUUCAACAUCUUUCAGAGAGAAUGAAAGUUUGGCUCAAGGAGCUGUCUCUUUUCAAGGAAUCAUAUCUAGACCUACCCCAAACCUCUGAUAAAUUCUUGGAAGGUGAGUCCCUCUCAGAUUCAGUACUACCGAUGCGGGUAGCAGCAAAAAGAGCAGUCAGUCGGUAUGAGGGGCUUCUCACACCUGUUGGUCCUCGAGAAAAGCUCUUCAGAAAGUUGCUCACCUGGAUUGGUCUCAUUUCUCCUGCUUAUGAAACACCAUUUCAGCUACCUAAUGAUACUAAUGCAUCUGAACCUUAUCUGAGGCCAAUAUCCUUGUCAAGGAUGACACUAGGUGAUAUAUGGAAACCAGCUUCAAAGAAAGCUUGCGGAAAUGAUAUGUGGAAAAGGAUUAAAACUUCUAUUUCCAUUCUUUUAUCACCUUCAACGCUUCAGGAGCCUGCCUUUGAGGAACUGAUAUUGCUUUACACGAUGGAUGCGGGUGAAAAAGGGGAUAAGAAUGAAGAUGAAACCAGAUCAUCAUUACAACUAGAGAUAUUUGAAAGAAUCCCAAUUCCUGAUUUACCUGUUAUUUUCCCUCACAGGAAGCUUUACUUUCGCAUCAUAGAUACAGUACGUCUUGAUAUCGCCAGUAUUUUGGGACUUACGGCAUACUUUGUGAACUACAAGUUUGAGAACAUCUCAUCAUCUCCAUCAGCAUUUUUUCUUGAUGUGAUCGCCGUAACUGCUCUGGUAAUCUACGCAACACGUGUGGUUUUGGGCUACAAGCAGACAUGGGACAGAUAUCAAUUGCUAGUAAACAAGACGCUUUACGAGAAAACCUUAGCCAGUGGCUUUGGCUCUGUUCACUUCCUUUUGGAUGCCUCAGAGCAGCAACAGUACAAGGAGUCAAUAUUGACAUAUGCAAUCAUCCUUCAAGCCGGAUGCGAGAAUAUGUCAUACCAAGGAGUUCAAGAUAGAUGCGAGAGAUUCUUGUAUGACAAUUUCAAAAUAAAGGUGGAGAUGCGAGUAGCAAAAGCUAUAAGCACGUUGGUGAGACUUGGUCUAGUAACAGAGACGCUAAUCGAUGGCAAGACCAAGCUACAAGCUGUUCCUUGUCCUCAGGCUUAUGUCUCUCUUAAAGAAAUUUGGAACGGUCUGCUUGGUUGAUCAUCCAAGCUGAAGGGGUUGAGAUUUAGUAAAGACAAAGACUCCUCCACCUCCAACGGAUCGACCCAAGAGCAUGUUAUUAUCGAGAUAAGAGAGGUAAUACAAUCCACCUACAGACCUCCUGCAAUAGAGAGGAACAUCUUAUUAG
Raphanus sativus (radish) is the source of this 2614-nucleotide messenger RNA. RefSeq lists its product as uncharacterized. The record is from RefSeq and is a predicted model, not a curated record. The transcript has 14 exons. Bases 253 to 2466 code for a protein of 737 amino acids. NCBI's taxonomy places the organism in Eukaryota, Viridiplantae, Streptophyta, Magnoliopsida, Brassicales, Brassicaceae.